GUGAGCAGAGAGUGCACGAGCGAUGCAAAUCGGGUAUGGACUCACAUGAAUCGCGAAUCGGGCAGUGAUGUAAAAGUGAAAAAGUUUAGGGAAGGUAAGACGGAUGAGCUAGGGACGCGUACAAUUGUUUCAUCUUCGUGGGCAACAAAUCCAAGUUGAGUAAUAGCAAUCUCCUUUAAAGAUGGAAGCGGGUAAGCCUUCCCUGUCCGCUGAUCAGUACUUCUGUCCGAUGUGUCUGGAUGCCCUGAAUGAGCCGGUCACUAUCUCGUGUGGACACAGCUAUUGUAUGGACUGUAUUAAUGACUACUGGGACAAGUCGGACACACCGGGAAUUUACAAGUGUCCUGAGUGCAGAGAAACGUUUACAGUAAGGCCUCAGAUUAAGAGAAAUACAAUGCUGAAAGAUAUUCUGGAGAAACUGAAGGGCGCGGAAGCCGAUGUCGGUCCGUCUCAGAGUUACGCAGGACCUGACGAUGUCUCCUGUGAUGUAUGUUCCAGGAGAAAAAGGAAAGCUUCAAAGACCUGCCUGACCUGCAUGGCUUCCUACUGUGAGGCUCAUCUGCAGCCUCACCGCAAGUCUGAAGCUUUCAAAAGACACAAACUGGAGGAGGCGACUGGAAACCUGCAAGAGAAACUCUGCGCGCAACAUCACAAAGUUCUGGAAAUCUUCUGCAGGACUGAUGACACCUGCGUCUGCUUACUUUGUGUGGCGACUGAACACAAGAGUCAUGACACGGUGACACCUGAGGAAGAAAGAACCGAGAGACAGAGUCAAUUGGGAGAAAAAAAGGCUGAAAUGAUAAAGAGAAUUCAGGAGAAAGAGGAGAAACUUGCGGAGAUGAAGGAGACUAUAGUGAGGAUUCAGAGCUCUGCAGAAAAAGAAGUACAGGAACAUGAAGAGACCUUCAAGUCUAUGCUUCAGUCUAUUGAGAAGCUGAGAUCAGAGGUAACUGAGGUGAUCAGAGAUUACAUGCAGAGGAAAGUGGGAAAGGUUAAAGAGCUAAUGACAAAACUGGAGAAUGAGAUCAAGGACCUGAAGACAAGAGACACUGAUAUGACCGAGCUUUCACAGACAGACGACCACGUCCACUUCCUGAAGAGGUUCCAGUAUUUCUGUGACUCUCUUGGAGAAGAAGACAAAUUCAACAUCUCUAUUAAUGAAGAUUUUCUUCCUGACACUCUAAGGAUCAGUUUUUCUGAAAUGAAGAAGAGUCUAGAGGAGAUGAGCAGCUGGGAGUUUGUGAAGAGCAGUGAGACUGAAGUUGAUAAUCCAGGUUACAUUCUGCACAACUUGAGGAGUAGAAAUGGACUUUUAAAAUACUCCUGUCCACUCACUCUGGACAGCAACACAGUGCACAGAUGCCUUCACCUGUCUGAAGAGAACAAAAAGGUGACAGACAAGUUCACAGUGAGUCCAUAUCCUGAUCAUCCUGACAGAUUUGACUGUCGACCCCAAGUUCUGUGCAGAGAGGCUCUAAGUGGAAGUCGCUGUUACUGGGAGGUCGAGUGGAGUGGAGACAUGAUUGAUAUUGGUGUGACCUAUAAAGGAAUAACAAGGAAAGGACAGAGUAAAGAGUGUCUCCUUGGAUUCAAUGACAAGUCCUGGCGUUUGUUCUGCUCUCGUUCCAGUUAUGCGGUGUGUCACAAUAACAUGAAGUUUGUAAUCCGUGCCCCUUGCAGUCCCAGAAUAGGUGUUUAUUUGGACUAUCCUGCUGGCUGUCUGUCAUUUUAUAGCAUCUCACACACAAUGACCCUUCUGCACAGGUUCAAGACCUCCUUCACUGAGUCUCUCUAUCCAGGGUUUGGGGUUGGAUUAAACUCUAGUGUUACAAUCCACUCUCUGAGCCCAUCUGACCAGUGAUCAGUUUCAUCUACAGGUCUUCUCAUGUCUUCUGUUAUACAAGACGUCUUGCUAUUUUGGGGUGAAGAGGAAAAUUCUGUGGACCAUGCUGGAGUUCUCAUUCCUGCCAUCUCUCAGACCACAACUGGAUGCUCUGCCAUUUCUUCUCUACAGUAAUUGUAGACUGAUGUGGCUAUCUGAUCCUCUGUCCUUUAAAUUGGUUAUCAUCAAGAAAACAUUGAGAAGAGUGGACUGUGAGUUGAAGUCCAUUCAGUGAGAUCAGAUUGAAAACCUUGAAUCAUUAGGUGACCCACAUUUUAGUACCUACAGAGUGGAUCUCUGUGUAAUGGUUAAAAUGUAAAUUCAGUCUGCAGUAGCAGUAACAGUGAAUAAAGCUCAA
Polypterus senegalus (gray bichir) is the source of this 2240-nucleotide messenger RNA. RefSeq names its product E3 ubiquitin/ISG15 ligase TRIM25-like. The record is from RefSeq and is a predicted model, not a curated record. Gene Ontology annotation, molecular function: protein binding; zinc ion binding. Lineage: Eukaryota; Metazoa; Chordata; Cladistia; Polypteriformes; Polypteridae. The transcript is spliced from 6 exons. The coding region runs from base 182 to 1861 and encodes 559 amino acids.